Messenger RNA from Pygocentrus nattereri (red-bellied piranha), 1461 nucleotides. RefSeq lists its product as uncharacterized. NCBI's taxonomy places the organism in Eukaryota, Metazoa, Chordata, Actinopteri, Characiformes, Serrasalmidae. The record is from RefSeq and is a predicted model, not a curated record. Bases 212 to 1165 code for a protein of 317 amino acids. The transcript is spliced from 6 exons.
GUUUCCUUUUUCAUUGGACAGGUUCCCAAACACAGCGAUCAAAGGACAAAGACGAAGCGCAGCACUCGUACUGCCUCCGCUUUUAAAGAGCGAGUUGGCAGAGCGUGCCUCCCACAUGCAGGCGGGACACAUCAGACUGCAUGGUGGACUCAGGCGAUGAGGGAACCAGUGGAACGUGAAUGUCUGGAAUGUUCUGCGUUUAACUGCUGCGAUGAUGGCACGUUCCCUGUAUUUUCUUCUACUCCUGGCGGCUCACAGUGUGUCAGCUGUUCUUACAGAGAGACACUACAUGUUCCACAUCCACAGUGUUCACUUCAAUCCUUUACAGAAUGCCUCAGUGAGGUACUUAGAGCGAUCUGCUAGCAUCCUGCUCGAUGGUAGACACAUGCAGUACUACAGUGACGGGAAAACCAUGGCUUCUGCACAGAUGGAAAAGUCUUGGAGGAGUAGAACCAGAGGGCAGACAAAGAAGCAGACACCACAAAAGGAAUUUGAACAUUUCAGCCACCUUCUGGAUAUCGGUUCUAAUGAAACUCAUCACUAUAUGAAGAGAAGUGGCUGUGUGAUCGAAAGAUCCUCUAGUGGAAACGUGACCUUACUGAAAAGUACAGUUGAAUACAGACACAAUGGGACGGUCAUCCUCUACUUCAACGUUCACAAAGACCAUUGGGUAGCAGUGGACAGAACUUUCCUACCAGUGAAAAUGCAGUGGGACAGUUCAUUCUCCCUUUACCAAAUCACAAAGAACUAUCUGCUGCAAGGGUGUGUGGAGAUGCUCCUCAAAUACCUGGAUGCUAAGGACAGAAAUGAGAUCUCAGAAUCUGAAGUCUUGAUGUUCUUCACUGGGAACAUGCCUGAACCGUGGCCACUUCGAGAAGGAUAUUGGUCAUUCUUACUCAUAAUGUUCUUGAGCGUGUCUAUUUUGAUAGUUUGCAAUCUGCACAGACGAAGGAAGUGUCUCAGAUGUGCUCUCUGCUCUUAUUUGAAAGUGUCACUCAUCACUGGAGCCAUUCGUUCAGCUCUGUUAUGUUUUACAAAAAGGAGAACAAAACCUCCAGCCGAGGACAGUGCCGACGAUGACAGCGAGGAUAAAGACAAGGAUAAUGAUGACGGUGGUGGUGGUCAGGACUGCAGUAAGGACAGACUGAUUGAAAAUGGGCUAUAGAAUUCCAAGGAAGAUCUCCCACACAGUCCAGAUAUGACUUGUCUUUUUUCCUGAAAAACCUGUUUCUUUUGUAAAUUUAUGUGAAAUCUCCAGAAGAAUAGAUUAACCACCUCAGAUGCAACUGUGUGCAAUAGACCGAAUUGUAGGCUUGUAUUCAUUCAGCUUCAUAUGUUUCACUGGCGUCCGAACAAAAUCUCGUGUCUCCAAAAUGGUCAUUUUACUGGAGAAGGAAAAAACCCACUUUAGUGUUAAUGUAAGUCAAUGGAACCAGACUUUUUCCAUGUCUUUUUAGUUUC